Molecule: messenger RNA, 3432 nt
Organism: Peromyscus californicus insignis
Lineage: Eukaryota; Metazoa; Chordata; Mammalia; Rodentia; Cricetidae
Gene: Diras1
Product: DIRAS family GTPase 1
Exons: 2
Coding region: 475-1071 (198 amino acids)
Biological process (GO): signal transduction
Cellular component (GO): plasma membrane
Molecular function (GO): GTP binding; GDP binding; GTPase activity
Source: RefSeq, a predicted model, not a curated record
CACAGACAGGAAGCUUGGCUGCUAGCCCCAAGCCUCCCUCUUCCCUGUGCUCAGCACCUGAGAAAGGAGGCCACUCCGUGGUUUGUUCCCAGCUACUCUGAGGGCUGAGGGCAGUACUGGCUGGGGGUGCUUCUGUGGGACGGGGUCCUCCAGAACAGACUUCUCACUUCCCACUAGGCUGUCUCCAUCCCUGGAGCCAGGGUGGGGGAACUGAGACGCUUCCUGAGGGACCUCCCCCUCAGGGCCGGGGUAGGAAGGAGGUGACUUCUUGGGGUGAGAGCUCCAGGCAUCCCAGGAUGGUUGGGACACAAACAGGAAGAGGAGGACCGGGCCUCGGAGACCCUUGAACACCAAACCACGACACUGGGCUGCGACCCAGGAGGAAGGAGCCAUGUCAGAACUGAGCAGGGAAGGAGGAGGGUCGGUCUGGGGUUCUAGCAGCCGGCCCCACGCGCCCAGCCGGCUUCGGAGAAGAUGCCAGAACAGAGCAAUGACUACCGCGUGGUCGUGUUUGGCGCAGGCGGCGUGGGCAAGAGCUCGCUGGUGCUCCGCUUUGUCAAGGGGACGUUUCGUGACACCUACAUCCCCACCAUAGAGGACACGUACAGGCAGGUGAUCAGCUGUGACAAGAGUGUAUGCACACUGCAGAUCACGGACACAACCGGCAGCCACCAGUUCCCGGCCAUGCAGCGGCUGUCCAUCUCCAAGGGUCACGCCUUCAUCCUGGUGUUCUCGGUGACCAGCAAGCAGUCGCUGGACGAGCUGAGCCCCAUCUACAAGCUGAUCGUGCAGAUCAAGGGCAGCGUGGAGGACAUCCCCAUCAUGCUGGUGGGGAACAAGUGCGACGAGACGCAGCGGGAGGUGCACACCCGCGAGGCGCAGGCCGUGGCGCAGGAGUGGAAGUGCGCCUUCAUGGAGACCUCGGCCAAGAUGAACUACAACGUGAAGGAGCUGUUCCAGGAGCUGCUGACGCUCGAGACGCGCCGCAGCGUCAGCCUCAGCGUGGACGGCAAGCGCUCCAGCAAGCAGAAGCGGGCCGACCGCAUCAAGGGCAAGUGUGCGCUCAUGUGAGCCCGCCACAGCCGGCCAGGGCCUGCGGGGCCCCUGCUCCCCUCCCUCCUCUCCCCUCUUAACGGACCCUCCCUCCUCCUCUUGCUCCUUCUCUCCCAUCUCCCCAUUCUCCCCUUCCUCUUCCUCCUCCUUCCUCCUCCUGCUCCUCCCCUCCCUCCUCCUGCUCCUCCCCUCCCCUCCUCCUACUCCUCCCCUCCCUCCUCCUGCUCCUCCCCUCCCUCCUCCUUCUGCUCCUCCUCUCCCUCCCCUCCAUCCUCCUGCUCCUUGCUCCUCCUUCUCCUCCCUCCUCCUCCCUCCUCCUGCCCCUCCCCUCCAUCCUCCUGUUCCUCCUUCUCCUCCCUCCUCCUCCUGCUCCUCCCCCCCCUCCUCCUUCUCCUCCUGCUCCUCCCCUCCCUCCUCCUUCUCCUCCUGCUCCUCCCCUCCCUCCUCCUUCUCCUCCUGCUCCUCCCCUCCCUCCUCCUUCUCCUCCUGCUCCUCCUCUCCCUCCUCCUGCUCCUCCCUCCUCCUCCUGCUCCUCCCCUCCCUCCUCCCUCCCUCCUCUGCCCCUUCCUCCACCUCUCCUCCCGCCCUGCCAGCCCACAGUAGGGCUGCGCUCCACUCCAGCACCUUCACCCCUCCACGGCUAUCAACCCUUGCUGAUACCUCCCUCCCCCUCUCUCUGCCCCCCUCUUCUCUCUGCUCCCCACAACCACACACUGAUCCCUGAGGAUCUGAAAACAGGGACCCGGCUAAGGACCUGCUGUUCCGGCCAGGACCAGAGAGGCUGUCUCUCCUCUUCAUCUCUGUCCCUUUCCCCGGGGUGUUCCCAGCCAGGUCCACACCCUGCCCGCCCCCCACAUUGAUCACUGUGACCUCCUUCACGCCCCCCUCUUAUUCUUUCAUCUGGUCCUGUCCCUUCCCCGUGACCCCUGACCUGAGUCCUUCCCUGGGUCCAGGGUCCUCUUCUCCUGUCUGCACACCAGGGUGGAUGGGCCCACGGGCUGGGCCUCAGGCCACCAGGCAAUAAACACAGGGCCUGCAGCGAUGCCCUGCCAGCCCCGAGCGCCACCCCUGGAAUGACAGACACCCCACAGCACAAGCCCAGGACUGUCCUCGGGGGAGGCACAUGGGGACCCGAGCCUGGAGUGUGGGGUGGCUGCCUGGACACUGCCCAUCUGGACACCGGCCUUCUACGGAGACAGACGUUGGCACAGCAGUGCCUCAACGGUGACCCCAAGUGGGGGUUUGGGGCGCUGAAGACAGGGUGUCCAGCUGAGAGUCCAUCAGUGAAGCCCCUGUGUGGGAGCGGGGGGGGGCAGUGCCUGCUGCCCCCGGCAGAACCUGGGCCCUUCACUGGUUAUAUGUGCCCCAGAGACUGUCCCCCGUGUGCCCCGAGUCACGGAGCCUCUGUGGUAUCUGCGAGACUGUCCGGGAGACCUGAGUGGCUCCUGGGUCGUGUCCCACCCACACGAGGGUGACUGCAGACUCUUGUGUCGUGUGACUUUGUGUGUGUGGACGGGUGUGUGUUUGGCUGCGUAGUGGCUUGUGUGUGGCUGUGGAGGGUACCUAGACAUCUUGGUAUGUGUGUGGAUCUGUGUUUUCAGGAGUGGGUGACCAUUUAUCUGUAAACCUGUCUGUUCGGCCUGUCUGAGGAGCACUGGGUCCUGUUCCAGGCUGUGGCAAGCUGGCUUGUGGCUCAGACUGUAUCAGUCAGCUAAUGCUGCGGAACAAGUGAUGGGUGCCAGCACCGAGGCUUCAGCACACGCGGUCUUUACCUCACAGGGGCUGCAGGACAGGCUGGGGCCGGGGCCAGCUGGCUCCUCUGUCCUGUGUAUGUGUGUGAGAGACAGCAGGAGACAGAGAUAAAGAGACAGAGGGCCAGAGACAGACAGAGGCAGAAAGACAGCUGCAUCCAGGUGUCCAGGUGGGCCAACCUCAGUGUGGUCCCUCUGUGUCCUGAGCACAGGGAGAGCUGCAGCCGGAAGCCUGCGUCUGAGCGUAGCUGAGCCCCGACCUCCAGCCAGUCCAGGGCCCCCACAGCCGUCUCCUGCUCCCUAGCCCCGGGAGCGGCUCCUGGCUGGACAGGGGGUCACAGCCCUUUCUCAGGGACACACCCUGAUAGCACAAUCUCUGGGCCACCCCAGGCCUCUCUUGCCAGCCUUGCCCAUCCUGGGAGUACCAGGCUGGGUGGCAGGGGAGGCGGGAGCCCACCCUGGCUGCUGGCCGACCUGCCCAGGCAUCUCUGGUGCUGGGGACCCCCGCCAGGCCUCGCUUGCUGUGACCCACCCCUGCCCCCCGCAUGUGGGAGCCCCGCCCUGUGUGGGGUCUGUGUACCGUUCUCUGUAGACCUUGUCUUCCUGCAAUAAACAUGUGGAUCCUGCC